GCCACCACCAUCCGUGCCGCAAAGCAGCGGAAAGAAAGAUGGCGGAAGCAGCCAAAGCAAGGUCUCAAUGUGUGCCGAAAACCAAAAAUGUUUUGAGGAGUUUGUGGAUUACUGCUCCAAGCUGACCGUCGAACAUCCCGAGGUCAUCGCCUUCCUCCAAAGCCGUUUCUCCAAAGCCAACCCUACUUACCUUUCUUCUGUGGAGUUCCGCAACACCUUGGGCCGUUGUCUGACCCGGGUGCAGGGCAAGCAAACGAAGGUCUAUGUUUACAUCAAUGAACUGUGCACCGUGCUCAAGAAUAAUUCCGAGAAGAAGAAAGUCAACCUGCAAGUCGCCGUCGCUGCAGCAGGUCCUCAGGCCGACAAGGUAGAAACGGAACAACCUGCGGAAGAUGCAGAGGAGGAGGUACCGGAGAGGAAAGCGGGUUCCAAGCAUCAGAUCCGGCGCCUGGAGAACCUCCUGCGACUUUACUCUCAGGAGAUCCAGAAGCUACAGGAGAAGGAGCUGAGCAUAGAAGACAUGGAUGACGAGGACUCGACAUACAUCCAGGAAUCGAGGCUGAAGCAGAAGAUGCUGCGUAUAUUCGAGAAGCUGUGCGAGCUGAAGACCUGCUCCAGCCUCACGGGCCGGGUGAUAGAGCAACGGAUACGGUACCAGGGCACCCGGUACAAAGAGGUCAAUCGGCGCCUGGAGAAGUUCAUCAAUAAAACCAGAGAUAUCUUCCCAGAUUACAAUGAUGUCCUUCAAGAGGUCCAGAAAGCCAGUGACAGGCAUAACUUGGACCUGACGCGCAAGCAGGUGCGGAGCAUAGCACAGGACGCUUUUCGGGAUCUUGGCAACAAGCUGCAACACCGGAGACAUUUGGACAUGGUGUAUAACUUUGGUUGUCACCUGACAGAUUCUUACAAGAGUGGUCUUGACCCUGCUGAACAAGACUCCUCCCUGGCUCGACGUCUGCGCGAAAAUCGUAGCUUGGCCGAGAAUCAGCUGGAAGAUGUCAUCAAGAAGUAUGCAGAACUGCAGGAUGAAGGGGAAGAUGAGGACUGGAAGAACAAGAACCAAGACAAUGAAUUGCCGAGUACUUCCAAGGAUGUGAAGUUGCAGGAUUCUCCGAGAAGCAGAAAAUCGCAAUCCGAGGAAGAUGAAGAGGAUGAAGAGUCGGAGGAAUCAGAUGUGGAUAUAGAGGAAGAACUGAGGCAGAGUCAGGAGGUGGCCGACGGUGAAGAAGAUGAAGAGGUGCCCGUUGACUACUUGAAUGAAACCGACCAAAAGAUGGAGGGGGCAUCCAGUCCCAUGAACUCUUCUCCUGCUGGUAAGGAGGAUGAGGAGGAGGAGAGCGACAAUAGUGAUCAGACCGGAGAUGACGUUAUAGAGGAGGGUACAGAUAAAGAUGAAGACCAGGAGUUAUCUUCCGGUAUUACUUCUCUCUCACCGGAGAAGGAAGAUCUGAACGCAAGUUUAGAGUUGGAGGCGGAUGCAGCUGAUCCUGCCUCUUCUGGUCAUAGUAAUGAUGGUCAACUGGCCAACAAUUCCCAAGAGGACCACGCUGAGCCAGAGAAGGACACUUUAACCUCACCUGCGCCUUCUGAUGAGUCAGAUUCUGGAAAUCACACUAUGGAGCAAUUAGAGAUGAGUGUCGUUGAAGAGGAUUUUAUUGGGGGCUAUAACACCGAGGUGGAAAAUGUGCCUUAUGUGGAGGCAAAAGUGUCUUCCAGCAAGGAGCAGGGUACUAGCAAGCAUACAGACACAACAGAUGAUUUGGUCAAGGAUCCCAAGAGCCUGACGGGAAAGUGGAAAGAUGGAAAGACCAGCCGUUUGGACAAAUGCAUCAGCAAAAUUACUGGCAGUCUUGCUGACAAGGUCCCUAUAAAAAGUCAGGCGGCACCAUCUUUGGCCAGUGGGAGACAACGUUUCAGGCAUCACAGAAAGCCUAGUUUAGGGGGCUCAUCAAGGACUCAGGAGCAGAGCAGUAACUUGAAGCUGGUCUGUGUCAAUACUCCGACUCAGAGCUGGGACUCUGUACGCAAGGUUGCGUUCAGCCACGGUCAGUCUGCGGAUGAGAAAUCGGACGUGGUGCACUUGGAUAGUUGCAAAAACAGCACACGUGGCGAUGCCAGCAACGGCGUUCACAGGGCCAUGGUUAUGUCGGCCACUCCUGUGAAUCGCCUGAAACGGAAAAGAGACACGAACUCUUCUACAGACUCUCUAUGCACUGUAAGAGUCGAGGAACUUGGUGCCCACAGGAGGAAAAGAAAGCCUUCCCCACAGAUAUGGACUGGGAACGGAGUGACAAGGUACAACGGGGCAGAAAACGGCAAGCAGCAGAAACUGAAGAUUUCAAACCUCAGCAGGUGA
Molecule: messenger RNA, 2356 nt
Organism: Nanorana parkeri
Lineage: Eukaryota; Metazoa; Chordata; Amphibia; Anura; Dicroglossidae
Gene: DAXX
Product: death domain associated protein
Exons: 5
Coding region: 68-2356 (762 amino acids)
Molecular function (GO): histone binding
Source: RefSeq, a predicted model, not a curated record